Molecule: messenger RNA, 2248 nt
Organism: Esox lucius (northern pike)
Lineage: Eukaryota; Metazoa; Chordata; Actinopteri; Esociformes; Esocidae
Gene: actr10
Product: actin related protein 10
Exons: 12
Coding region: 115-1368 (417 amino acids)
Biological process (GO): retrograde axonal transport of mitochondrion
Source: RefSeq, a predicted model, not a curated record
UCUCAAGCAGGAAGGACCCAGCCCAACCCAGUAGGGAUUCCUUACCUUGCACUUGUGUAUCGUAUCUUUUAUAACUUCACGAUUUCGGAAAAUAAUAAUAAUAAAUACGUUAAAAUGCCCUUAUAUGAAGGGUUGGGAAGUGGUGGAGAAAAAACUGCAGUCGUAAUUGAUUUAGGAGCUGCAUACACAAAAUGUGGUUUUGCUGGAGAGACGGGUCCCAGGUUUAUCAUUCCCAGCGAGAUCCAGAAGCCGGGACAACAGCAGUCUGUCAAAGUGGUUCAAUACAACAUAAACACAGAGGAGUUGUACUCCAACCUCAAGGAGUUCAUCCACAUGCUCUACUUCAGGCACCUGCUUGUGAACCCUCGUGACAGGAGGGUGGUGAUCAUCGAGUCCAUCCUCUGCCCUUCCCAUUUCAGAGAAACCCUCACCAAAGUUUUCUUCAAACAGUUUGAGGUUCCGUCGGUGCUGUUUGCCCCGAGUCAUCUCAUGUCAAUCAUGUCUCUGGGCAUCAACUCGGCCCUGGUGAUGGACUGUGGCUACACAGAGACACUAGUGCUGCCUGUGUACGAGUGCAUCCCUGUCCUCUCCGCCUGGGAAGCCCUGCCUUUGGGUGGAAAGGCCAUUCAUAAGGAGCUGCAUACUGUGUUGGUGGAACAGUGUACAGUGGACUCAGACUCCAGUACUGGACAGAGUCUACCAACAGUCAUUGGUUCCAUCCCAGAGGAGGUGGUGGAGGAUAUCAAGGUCAGGACUUGUUUUGUCAGUGACCUACAAAGAGGCCUUAAGAUCCAGGAGGCCAAGUUUAACUUGGAGGGCACAGCUGAGCGUCCAACACCACCCCCUGAUGUAGAUUACCCAUUGGAUGGGGAGAAGAUUCUUCAUAUCAAGGGACAAAUCAGGGACUCUGUAAUGGAGAUGUUAUUUGAGCAGGACAACGAGGAGAAAAGUGUGGCCACUCUGCUGCUCGAUGCUUUGGUCAAGUGUCCUAUUGACACCCGGAAGGCUUUGUCUGAGAACCUGGUGAUCAUCGGGGGCACGGCCAUGCUGCCCGGCUUCCUGCAUCGGCUCCUGGCCGAGAUACGCCUCCUGGUGGAGAAACCCAAGUACCGCAACGCCCUGGCCACCAAGACCUUCAAGAUUCACAGUCCUCCAGCAAAACCCAACUGCACUGUGUGGCUCGGAGGUGCCAUCUUUGGAGCUCUCCAGGACAUCCUGGGAAGUCGCUCCGUGUCUCGCGACCACUACAACCAGACGGGCCGUAUUCCCGACUGGUGUUGCCUCAGCUCCCCGCCCCCCGAAUCGGUCUACGAUGCCGGGAAGACCCCGCCGCCACUCAUGAAGAGAGCCUUCUCCACCGAGAAAUAAACCAGCCCACUGGGCCAUUCUGUGCCUGUUAUGCCACACUAUUCCCUCUGAAGGGCACUCAUUUGGUCCACAGUGAGGCACUCUGUAGGGGGAAAGGUGCCAUUGUAGACAUAGUUCAGUCUCUAACCAUAACAUACUUAUCCCAGACAUAAUAUGUGGCUUCCACUGCCCUUGUCCUUCCCCUCAUCUUUGCUGAACUUACUGAUUAACGGUGAGGACAGUGUGACAAACCCUAAGAGGAGCCGAUUAUGUCCAUUUAGCCUGUGGAGAUGCGUCCAGUCUCUCGACCGCCAGACCAUCGAGAAUUGUGGGGGUUUUAGUUCAAAUAUGUGACCACACGGCUCCUGUUUGAGUUCUGUUCCUCCGAUUGCACACUGGCACCCAGACUCCGCCCACUCUAUCAGCAAACUAGAUGCUAAUGAGCGUGUGGGCACAGUGGCUGGCUUUCUGAUUCGUUGCAUUGUGUGUCAUGUCCAUGGAUUCAAGAAGCCAUGGUCACUUUCUGGCUUGGGUGAUCUUGGAACAGUUUUCUGGCCAUGUGUUGAUUACCGUCUUGAGGCAGAUGUGUGGAGUUGAAUUGAUGCUUUUCAUUUGAAAACAUGCGGUUAAGCUGUAUUUGAAAACGCUAAGAAAAUGUACUGAAGGUCAACCAGAUAAAUUGCAGUCCACUGUGGCUCCAUCAAGUCGUUCUUUGUGUAGUCAUUGUGAAUGCUAUCCCCAGGUGUUGUUUUUCAGCAAAAAUGAAGUGUUUUUAUUUGCCCUUUAUUUAUUGUUUCAUCUUUGCCAUGUAAAACAUUGGAAUAUCAGUUUCAAUCUCUCAAGAGCGCUUAUCUGUAAUGCAUCACGUCGAUUGGCGGUAAAUAAACAUUCCUAAACUGUU